Molecule: messenger RNA, 1116 nt
Organism: Neurospora tetrasperma FGSC 2508
Lineage: Eukaryota; Fungi; Ascomycota; Sordariomycetes; Sordariales; Sordariaceae
Exons: 3
Coding region: 1-1116 (371 amino acids)
Molecular function (GO): hydrolase activity
Source: RefSeq, a predicted model, not a curated record
AUGGGCAUCACAGCCAUUCUCCAACGCCUCCACCUCCUCCGCUCCUCAGAAUGGGACCCCCCAACCCCGCUCGACCACCUCCUCACCGAUAUGCAAUCCUGGCCUCUUUCCAUCAUUCCCAUCCACCUCCACUUCCUCCGCCUUGUCGUCACUCACCUCUACCAUCUAUUUCUUUUUCUCCGCGGGCACGCCUUCCACCCGCCCUCGAAUAUCCCGCCCAUCCGCGUCGUCUGUAUCUCCGACACACAUAAUUAUGAGCUCGAUCUGGCUAGGAUUCCCGACGGAGAGGGCGGUCUGCUGAUUCAUGCGGGAGACUUGACGGAUGAUGGAAGUAGGGAGAGUAUUCAGAGGCAGUUGGAUUGGUUGGGGGAGGUUAGGAGGCGGAAGGGGUUUGAGAGGGUCUUGGUGGUGGCGGGGAAUCAUGAUGGGUUUUUGGAUAAAGAAGGGGCGAGGCAGGUGCUGUUUGGGGAGGGAAGUAAGGGGGAUGGAGAGUUGACGUGGCCGGAGGGGGUGCAGUAUUUGGAUGGGAUGGUGGGAGAGGGAGAAAAUGGAGGUGUCAUGACGAUUGAGUUUGAGGGGAGGGCAAAGGGGAGGAAGUUGAAUGUUUGGGGAUGGGGAGGGGUGCCGAGAUGUGGAGGACCGGAGCAUGCCUUUCAAUACGACCGCGCUGCCCACCCCUGGACGAACCGCAUCCCCGUCGAAACCGACAUCCUCAUCACGCACACCCCUCCCCGCCACCACCUUGACCUCGGCCUCGGCUGCGCCGGCCUCCUCGCCGAGCUUUGGCGCGUCAAGCCCAAGCUGCACGUGUUCGGCCACGUCCACUGGGGCGCCGGCCGCGAAGCCGUCUACUACGACGAGUGCCAGCGGGCGUACGAGUCGCUCAUGGCGCGCGGUGCUGACGUUCCGUUUCCGCCUGCUUUUCCUUCGAUUUUCUCAGUUUGGAUGGACUCGAUGGAUGCUGCGAGGGUGAUUUGGCAUGGGACUACUGCUGUGGUGUGGAAGUGGGUGAUGCAGGGGCCGGGAUCGAAUAAUGGGGCGCUGUUGGUGAAUGCUAGUGUGACUUAUGGGAAUACGGGGAAGGUGAUUAAUCCUGUUCAGGUUGUUGAGUUGUGA